This is a messenger RNA of Neolamprologus brichardi, 276 nucleotides long. Lineage: Eukaryota; Metazoa; Chordata; Actinopteri; Cichliformes; Cichlidae. The record is from RefSeq and is a predicted model, not a curated record.
AUUGAUGAACACCUGAGAUUCAUGAUCCUGAUGGAUGGUGUACAUCCUGAAAUGGACACCUGCAUCAUUGUUGACUACAAAGGUCACAUGAUCCUCAACACUGUGGACUGCACCAGACCAAACGGAGGCCGGCUACCACAGCAUGUGGAUGUGAUGAUGACCGACUUCGCUGGAGGAGCUUCUGGAUUCCCGAUGACCUUCUAUGGAGGGAAAUACAGCGAUUCCUGGAAGGCAGAGUUUAUCAAGAAUGAGAGGAAGAAGCUGCUGAAUUACAAA